This is a messenger RNA of Microstroma glucosiphilum, 492 nucleotides long. Its product is annotated as cytochrome b5. The transcript is spliced from 2 exons. Gene Ontology annotation, molecular function: heme binding. NCBI's taxonomy places the organism in Eukaryota, Fungi, Basidiomycota, Exobasidiomycetes, Microstromatales, Microstromataceae. Bases 1 to 492 code for a protein of 163 amino acids. The record is from RefSeq and is a predicted model, not a curated record.
AUGCCCCCUCCAUCCACAUCCCGCCUCACUGCUCCUCCGGGUGUAGGCGGGGCAAGCGGUACAACCUCUCUUUCUGCCCCUUCUUCCUCGUCUUCCUCAUCAGGGCAGACACUAAUCCCAGGGGAGACGUCUGGCCGCAAAAAAGUCAUCCUCGCCCCCGGUCGUUCCCCGCUGGACUGGGCUCGUCUAAAAUCCUCCAACUCCUCUACGGCACUCAGAGAGGGUCGACCACCCUUUGGUGUUGGUGGAGUGGUGCGGAUUCCUAUGAGUGAGGUCAAGAGACAUACUUCGCGCGAGAGUUGCUGGAGUGUCUUCAAUGGGAUGGUCUAUAACCUCACGCCUUACCUUGAGUUUCACCCUGGUGGGGAGAAGGAGGUGAUGCGUGUAGCAGGGAGGGAUGGGACGAGGUUAUUUAUGUUGACCCAUUCCUGGGUAAACAUCGACGCCAUGAUCGAUUCUUGCUGUCUCGGUGUAGUGGCAAAGGACGAGUGA